This is a messenger RNA of Paraphaeosphaeria sporulosa, 1103 nucleotides long. RefSeq lists its product as uncharacterized. Bases 332 to 817 code for a protein of 161 amino acids. NCBI's taxonomy places the organism in Eukaryota, Fungi, Ascomycota, Dothideomycetes, Pleosporales, Didymosphaeriaceae. The record is from RefSeq and is a predicted model, not a curated record. The transcript is spliced from 2 exons.
AUACAGGCAUUUGGUUUCCCAUCCCAUGACGGCACAGUAGAAACGCGGUUCCUGGCUAGCGCUAGCGUGUUCCAUCCCCACGCCCAAAUUAGCCCGCAGGCCGUGCCCCAUUGGCGCCCCCUGGCCGCCUCGCGCCGCACUUCAACGUCUUCGUCCUCACCGCACGCCGUCGUCCACCCACCCACGCUCACUCAUUCUUGCACAUUACCUUCUCCCCAGCCGUCACUCUUUACGCGGUCUGCUAAUACCCAGCUACCUAUCUUCCAACCUCCACACGCUCUCUUACCCCCACGCCGCGACUCGCCCGACACUCCAUAAAAAGAAACAAACAAUGUUCUCCAAGACCCUCUUCGCCAUCGCCUUUGCGGCCGUUGCGUCUGUCGCCAGCGCCGCGUCGCCUCCGGGCUGCCUCCUCGGCGCCGUAAACUCGUACGACACACCCUCGGACAUCAAGGCCGUGUGCUCCGCCAAGGACAUCACCAGCCAGAUCUCCCAGAACUGCGGCGACAAGGCGCAGGACGCGCUCAAUGCGCUAGCCGACAUCUGCAACGAUGCCGGCGUGAAAGUUUCGACCAAGCUUCCCACCACCGCGUCGUCCGGAACAGCAGCCCCCACUGGCACCGGCUCGAGCAGCAAGAGCAGCGGCUCCGCGCAGAGCACCGGCUCCGCGUCCCAGUCCGGCUCGGGCACCACCGAGAACUCGUCCUCCGGCACGGCAACUGGCGCGCCGGCUGAGAACACUGGUGCUGCGGGCGCGCUGGAGGUCAGCACCGCGGCGUUGCUUGCUGGGCUUGGUAUCUUCGCUGCGGCGUUGUAGAUACGCGGUGUUGAAACUUGGGGUGUGGUCGGGAUUGAAGUUGUGAGAUAUGUGGGAUAGAAGAUGAAGAUGGUUGUUCAUAUCUGAGGGCAGGGAGGUGAAGCGCCAUCCUGCUUUUCUUUGGCUAUAUUAUACCUAGUGUGAAUAUGGAGUUUGUUUCUCUGGCAAAGCUGCUGUUGCUCGUGUGCCUUGACGGAUAAUGAGUGAUCAAGUGCGAGCAUCAUGGACAUGAGCGAGAAACUCUUGACCAGGUUCUAUCCCAGCGUUGGAAUUAGCAUACACGACC